CCGCGCCCCCCUCCCCGCGCCGCCCGGCAUGGACGGCGGCGGGGGCGGCCCCGAGGGCACCGGCCUGGAUAAAAUGCUCGAGGGCUCCUCUUGCUGCCGAAGAUCCCUCCCCGCCCUGCCCCUGCCGUGAUCCCCACGCUCAGCCCAGCCCAUCCAGGACUCCCCCGACCCUGCCGGGCUCCCAUGGAAGAGGGGCCGGGCCGGAGCAGCCCCCCCGAGCCGCAGCCCCGCGGGACGGAGGGCGCCCCAUGAGCCCCCCCAGAUGAGCCAGGCAGCCAAGGGCGAGCCCCCCCCGCCCGGGGCCGGCAUGGCACAGGAGGGGCCGCCCGCCUUCUACCCCAGCCAGGAGCUCGACCUGUCCACCAAGGUGUACAAGAGGGAGUCAGGGAGCCCCUUCUCGGUGCUGGUGGACAGCAAAGUGAGCAAAGGCCACCUCCACGAGAGGGAGGAGCAGCCGUUUUUCAGGGAGAGCAGAGCGGUAGGAGAGGUCCGGGCUGUGAAAGAAGACAGGGAAAACUCUGACGACUCUGAGGAGGAGGAAGAGGAGGAAGAUGAAGUGACUUACAAAAGGGAGCAGAUUAUAGUGGAGGUAAACCUUAACAACCAAACCUUAAAUGUGUCCAAAGGGGAGAAGGGUGUCCCCUCCCAGUCCAAAGAGACUGCUGUCCUUAAGAGCAGCAGUGAGGAAGAGGAGGGUGACAGUGGGGAAGAGGCCACGGAAGACAGUAAUGAUUAUGAGGAGAAUGAGAGGCAGAAGAAAAAGGAGAAAAGAGUGGAGAAGGGUAGUGUUGGCCAGAGGAGAAGCAGGAGAGCCGCCUCUGCCGCGGCCGCCGCCGCCUCCCCGGCGCCCCGAGCGACGCGGGGCCGCAGGAAGAGCGCGGAGCCCCCCAAGCGUAAGAAGAAAACUGCAAAGGAGCCCAAGGCACCUGUGCAGAAAUCAAAGUGUGAAGAGAAGGAGACUCUGACCUGUGAGAAGUGCCCCAGGGUGUUUAACACACGCUGGUACCUGGAGAAGCACAUGAACGUCACCCACAGGCGCAUGCAGAUCUGCGACAAAUGUGGGAAGAAAUUUGUGCUAGAGAGUGAGCUGUCCCUCCACCAGCAAACUGACUGUGAAAAAAACAUCCAGUGCGUGUCCUGCAACAAAUCCUUCAAGAAGCUCUGGUCCCUCCACGAGCACAUCAAGAUCGUGCACGGCUACGCCGAGAAGAAAUUCUCCUGCGAGAUCUGCGAGAAGAAGUUCUACACCAUGGCCCACGUGCGCAAACACAUGGUUGCCCACACCAAGGACAUGCCCUUCACCUGUGAGACCUGUGGCAAGUCCUUCAAGCGCAGCAUGUCCCUCAAGGUUCACUCCCUGCAGCACUCGGGGGAAAAACCCUUCAGGUGUGAGAACUGCGAUGAGAGGUUCCAGUACAAGUACCAGCUGCGCUCCCACAUGAGCAUCCACAUCGGGCACAAGCAGUUCAUGUGCCAGUGGUGUGGCAAGGACUUCAACAUGAAGCAGUAUUUCGAUGAGCACAUGAAAACCCACACUGGAGAGAAGCCCUUCAUCUGCGAGAUCUGCGGCAAGAGCUUCACCAGCCGGCCCAACAUGAAGCGGCACCGGCGGACGCACACGGGCGAGAAGCCGUACCCGUGCGACGUGUGCGGCCAGCGCUUCCGCUUCUCCAACAUGCUCAAGGCCCACAAGGAGAAAUGUUUCCGUGUCACCAGCCCUGGCACCAGCCCCCCCGGCCCCGCCGGCCCCACGGCCCUGCUGCCCAACCCCUGCCCGGCCCCUCCGGCCGCGGGCGCCGCGCUGGGGCUGGGCCCGGCCGUGCCCCCCCGGCCCGUCCCGCACCCCUACGGCCCCCUGGGCCUGCAGCCCCACGGCCACCACCCCUCCCCUCACGGCCACCACCCCCCCCAGCACCUGCCCGUGCCCCCCGUGCCACACCUGCCCCCGCCCCCGGCCCUGUUCAAGAGCGAGCCCCUGAACCACCGCGGGCACGGCCACGGGCACGGCGCCGCCGGCGACGGCUUCCUGCGGCACCUGGACAAGGCCAGCCCGGCCCAGCCGCACUGACACGGGCUGGGAGCCAGGUUUGGGAUCGUGGAGAUGGGAUGGGAUGGGAUCUGGGAUGGGAUUGAGCUGCUGAGCCACUGUGGGCACAGGUGUGGCAAUGUUGGUUUCCUGCGGCUCCUGGGCAAGGCACAACCACACUGACAUGGGCUGGGAUGGGAUCUGGGAUCCAGAUUAGGGGUCUGAGAUGCAGAUUUGGGGUCUGGGAUCCAGAUUUGGGGUCUGGGAUCCAGCUUUGGGGUCUGGGAUCCAGAUCUGGGAUCCAGUUUGGGGUCUGGGAUGGAACUGAGCCGCUGAACCACCGCAGGCACGGCCACGGGCACGGGUGUGGCAACCACGGCUUCCUGC
Molecule: messenger RNA, 2413 nt
Organism: Catharus ustulatus (Swainson's thrush)
Lineage: Eukaryota; Metazoa; Chordata; Aves; Passeriformes; Turdidae
Gene: ZNF652
Product: zinc finger protein 652
Exons: 6
Coding region: 263-2068 (601 amino acids)
Biological process (GO): regulation of transcription by RNA polymerase II
Cellular component (GO): nucleus
Molecular function (GO): DNA-binding transcription activator activity, RNA polymerase II-specific; RNA polymerase II cis-regulatory region sequence-specific DNA binding
Source: RefSeq, a predicted model, not a curated record